Brugia malayi is the source of this 2640-nucleotide messenger RNA. RefSeq names its product coatomer gamma subunit, putative. Bases 1 to 2640 code for a protein of 879 amino acids. Gene Ontology annotation, biological process: endoplasmic reticulum to Golgi vesicle-mediated transport; intracellular protein transport; organelle transport along microtubule. Gene Ontology annotation, cellular component: endoplasmic reticulum; COPI vesicle coat; endoplasmic reticulum-Golgi intermediate compartment. Gene Ontology annotation, molecular function: structural molecule activity. The transcript has 16 exons. NCBI's taxonomy places the organism in Eukaryota, Metazoa, Nematoda, Chromadorea, Rhabditida, Onchocercidae. The record is from RefSeq and is a predicted model, not a curated record.
AUGAAACGAGACAAGAAAGAUGAAGAAAAUGGGGGCGGUAAUCCAUUCAGUAAUCUCGAUAAAACAACUGUUUUACAGGAGGCUCGUGUUUUCAACGAAACACCGAUAAAUGCACGGAGAUGUAGUUUGAUUUUGAGUAAAUUACUAUAUUUACGACAACAAGGUGAAGCUAUCGGGCGUACUGAAGCAACGGAAGCUUUUUUUGCUGUAACAAAAUUAUGGCAAAGUAAAGAUUCGAAUUUGCGACGCUUAGUCUAUCUUGCAAUUAAGGAGUUCUGCGAUAUCUCCAAUGACGUCAUCAUUGUUACUAGCAGCCUUACAAAGGACAUGACUGGUCGAGAAGAUGUCUAUCGUGCACCAGCUAUUCGAGCUUUGUGCUGCAUAAUUGAUGGAAGUAUGUUACAGGCUAUUGAACGCUACAUGAAACAGGCAAUUGUCGAUAGAAAUUCAGCUGUUGCAUCAGCAGCUCUUGUUUCAUCAUUUCAUCUGCUUCGGAAGAAUCCGGAGGUGGUACGUCGUUGGGCGAAUGAGGUGCAGGAAGCUGUUUCGUCAGAUAGCAAUAUGGUCCAAUUUCAUGCUCUCGGCUUGUUAUACCAUAUUCGUAGCGGCGAUCGUUUGGCAGUGAAUAAAUUGGUUCAAAAAUGGAGUAAAUCAUCACUACGUUCUCCUUUUGCAACAUGCUAUCUCAUUCGACUUGCUACCAAACUUAUCGAAGAUGAUGAAGCGGGAACAGAAAGUCCCUUCUUCCAGUUCAUUGAAUCAUGCCUCCGUCAUAAAUGUGAAAUGGUUAUCUAUGAAGCUGCUUCUGCGAUAGUUCGGUUGCCACGAACAACUUCAUCGGAAUUGUCGCCAGCUAUUUCAGUGUUGCAACUUUUCUGUUCAUCUCCGAAACCAGCACUGCGAUUUGCCGCUGUUCGGACUUUGAAUAAGGUGUCAGUGAAACAUCCGCAAGCAGUAACGUCGUGUAAUGUUGAUUUGGAACAAUUGAUAACAGAUCAGAAUCGUUCAAUAGCAACACUUGCAAUCACAACUCUUCUCAAAACUGGAGCAGAAUCAUCAGUGGAAAGAUUAAUGAAACAAAUUAGCACAUUUGUGAAUGAAAUAAGUGAUGAAUUUAAGGUAGUGGUGAUUGAAGCAAUCCGUUCACUAUGUUCUCGUUAUCCACGUAAGCACUCGACUCUUAUGUCAUUUUUGGCUACAAUGUUACGCGAUGAUGGUGGUUUCGACUAUAAGAAAAGCAUUGUUGAUACUAUUAUUGCUAUAAUUGCUGAGAACUCAGAUGCAAAGGAAGCAGGGUUAUCGCAUUUAUGUGAAUUUAUCGAGGACUGUGAACAUCCUGUGCUUGCCACUCGUAUAUUACACUUGCUUGGUCGUGAAGCACCAACAACCUCCAGUCCAUCACGUUAUAUUCGUUUUAUCUACAACCGAGUUAUUUUGGAAGCUACUCAGGUUCGCGCUGCAGCAGUAAGUGCUUUAGCCAAAUUUGGAGCUCAGUGCCCGGAUUUGCGACCUUCCAUACAAGUGUUGCUGAAGCGUUGUUUGCUUGACUCGGAUGAUGAGGUUCGUGAUCGAGCGACCUAUUUUCUCUCAAUUCUAGAGACGGAAAAUCCUCAUCUAAUUGCAAAUUAUAUUCUAAAUGGACUGCAAGUAUCGGUUCUUGGACUUGAAAGAGCAGUAGAACAAUAUGUGACUAAUGGAGAUUAUGAUAAGCCAUUCGAUUUGAAGAUAGUACCAAUUUCGGCUCUUCCACUAUCCAUAACAGAAGUUAAAAAGCCGUCUUUGUCUGUAGAGAUAAUUUCGGAUAAAAAGGAAGAAAGAAAAAUAUCUCGACAAGAGAUUUAUGCAGAACAAUUAUCAGCUAUUCCGGAAUUUGUCACUUUGGGUCCAUUGUUCAAAUCUUCACAACCGGUGGCAUUAACAGAUGAAGUGACUGAAUAUAGCGUCAUGUGUGUUAAGCAUAUUUUUCCUCAACAUGUUGUCCUGCAGUUCGACUGUAAUAACACACUGAAUGAUCAGUUGUUGGAGAAUGUUUAUGUUGAAUUGGAGCAAACACCAGAUACAGAAGGAUGGUUGAUUUUGCAUACAAUACCACUUGAGAAAUUACCGUUUGGCAUACAGUCAACUACAUAUGUGCUGUUGAAAAUACCCUCAACAAAUGCUGUGACUGGAACAUUCAGCGCAAGUUUAAAAUUUAAAGUUCGCGAUAUCGAUCCUGCAACAGGCGAAUUUGAAGGCGACGAGACUUAUAAUGACGUCUUUGUGCUGGAAGAAGUUGAAAUAAUGGUUGCUGAUCAUGUGCAACCGAUGCAACGAACCAAUUUCGCUGUCAGUUGGGAACAAAUUGGUGAUAGAAAUGAAAAUGAAGAUACGUAUGCUUUGUCAACGGUUCAUACCCUGCAAGAUGCGGUGAGAGAACUAAUAAAAUGCAUAGGGUUAGGCCCAUGUGAAAGAUCCGAUCACGUGACGGAAGGUAAAAACGCCCACUUGCUUCUUUUAGCCGGCGUAUUUCGCGGUGGACAUGAAGUUUUAGCAAAAGCGCGACUUGCACUGGAUUCGGUUGAUAAAACUGUUACAAUGAAUUUUAUUGUCAGAUCUGACGAUUCGACAGUAAGUGAAAUUAUAGGAAGUGCAGUAGACUGA